Molecule: messenger RNA, 10143 nt
Organism: Eublepharis macularius
Lineage: Eukaryota; Metazoa; Chordata; Lepidosauria; Squamata; Eublepharidae
Gene: DOCK4
Product: dedicator of cytokinesis 4
Exons: 52
Coding region: 116-5989 (1957 amino acids)
Biological process (GO): small GTPase-mediated signal transduction; cell chemotaxis
Cellular component (GO): plasma membrane; cytoplasm
Molecular function (GO): small GTPase binding; guanyl-nucleotide exchange factor activity; GTPase activator activity
Source: RefSeq, a predicted model, not a curated record
UGGGCAGCGAGCGGGGUGGGUUGGCAGCCGCGGCGGCUGAGGCGGGGAGGAGCUGUUGCGGCGGCUGUUCUUGUUUGGAGGCGAGGAGGGGGACCGAGAAGCCGCGCUCUUGAGCAUGUGGAUUCCGACGGAGCACGAAAAAUACGGAGUGGUAAUCGCGGGUUUUCGAGGAACAGUCCCUCAUGGCUUAUCUCUGGAGAUUGGAGACACUGUUCAAAUACUAGAGAAAUGUGAUGGCUGGUAUAGAGGAUUUGCCUUAAAGAACCCAAAUCUCAAGGGUAUCUUCCCAUCCAACUAUAUACACUUGAAAAAUGCAUGUGUUAAGAACAAAGGGCAAUUUGAAAUGGUUGUCCCAACGGAAGAUUCUGUUAUCACAGAGAUGACAUCAACUUUAAGAGACUGGGGGACAAUGUGGAAACAACUUUAUGUGAGAAAUGAAGGGGACCUCUUUCACCGACUUUGGCACAUAAUGAAUGAAAUCCUAGACCUGCGACGCCAGGUACUAGUGGGCCAUCUUACCCAUGAUAGGAUGAAGGAUGUCAAACGGCACAUCACUGCUCGAUUGGACUGGGGCAAUGAACAACUGGGAUUAGACUUGGUUCCAAGAAAGGAAUAUGCUAUGGUGGAUCCAGAGGAGAUCAGCAUUACAGAACUUUAUAGACUGAUGGAGCAUCGUCAUCGAAAGAAAGACACGCCAGUGCAAGUAAGCAGCCACCAUCUGUUUGUCCAGAUGAAGAGUUUGAUGUGCUCCAAUCUGGGAGAAGAACUGGAAGUCAUCUUCUCGCUUUUUGAUAGUAAAGAGAAUCGACCGAUCAGUGAGCGUUUUUUUCUAAAACUGAAUCGAAAUGGCUUGCCAAAAUGCCCAGAGAAGCCGGAAAGACAUUGUUCUCUCUUUGUGGAUUUAGGAACCAGUGAACUCAGGAAGGACAUCUAUAUCACUGUGCAUAUUAUACGCAUAGGCCGAAUGGGAGCUGGUGAAAAGAAAAAUGCUUGUAAUGUACAGUAUCGACGACCUUUUGGCUGUGCCGUCCUCAGCAUAGCAGAUCUACUGGCAGGCGACACAAAAGAUGACCUUAUCCUAAAAGUGUACAUGUGCAACACAGAGAGCGACUGGUACCAGAUCCAUGAAAACAUCAUCAAAAAGCUAAAUGCUCGUUAUAACUUAACAGGAUCCAAUGCUGGCCUGGCUGUAUCUCUUCAGCUGCUACAUGGAGACAUUGAACAGAUCAGAAGGGAGUAUACAUCCAUGUUUACCCAUGGUGUAUCAAUAACAAGAAAGCUGGGGUUUUCCAAUAUUAUCAUGCCUGGUGAAAUGAGGAAUGAUUUAUAUAUCACAAUGGAAAGGGGAGAGUUUGAUAAAGGAGGGAAAAGUGUGGCCAGAAAUGUGGAAGUGACAAUGUUGAUCGUGGACAGUGCUGGUCAAAUUUUAAAGGAUUUCGUCUCCUUUGGCUCUGGAGAGCCACCAGCUACUGAAUUCCACUCCUUUGUUCUGUACCAUAACAACAGUCCUCGGUGGGCUGAGCUUCUGAAACUUCCUAUUCCUGUGGAUAAAUUCAGGGGAGCACACCUUCGCUUUGAAUUCCGGCACUGUUCCACAAAAGAAAAGGGAGAGAAGAAGUUGUUUGGUUUUUCUUUCGUCCCUCUGAUGCAGGAAAAUGGAAGGACGCUGCCAGAUGGCACUCAUGAGCUCAUUGUGCACAAGUGUGAAGAAAAUGUAAGUCUUCAGGAUGCCAGUCGCUACCUCAAAUUCCCUUUUUCGAAAGGACUUGGAAACAACCACCCUGCACUAAAAACCACUAAGGAGUCUUUCUGGAUUACAUCUUUCCUGUGUUCGACUAAGCUUACACAAAAUGGGGACAUGCUUGACCUUCUCAAAUGGAGAGUCCAUCCAGAAAAAAUUGCAGGUUGUCUUUCAAAACUGAAAGAAAUAGAUGGAUCAGAAAUAGUAAAGUUUCUCCAAGAUACCCUGGACACUUUAUUUGGGAUUUUGGACGAGAAUUCUCAAAAGUACGGGUCCCAUGUAUUUGAUUGUUUGGUUCACAUAAUAAAUAUGCUGCAGGACAGCAAGUUUCAUCAUUUUAAGCCUGUUAUGGACACCUACAUUGAAAGUCAUUUUGCUGGAGCACUUGCAUAUAGAGACCUCAUCAAAGUUUUAAAGUGGCAUGUUGAUCGAAUAACAGAAGUGGAGAGGCAAACACACAACCAGGAAGUACUAAAGGCACAAGAAUAUAUAUUUAAGUAUAUAGUUCAGUCUCGGAAGCUGUUCUCCCUUGCUACUGGAGGACAAAACGAAGAAGAAUUCUGCUGUUGCAUUCAGGAGCUUCUGAUGUCUGUGCGAUUCUUCCUUUCACAAGAAACCAAAGGGACUACUGCUUUAUCUCAGGCCCAAGCAGUCUUUCUCAACUCUUUCCCAGCUGUGUAUUCAGAGCUGCUGAAGCUAUUUGACAUGACAGAGGUGGCAAACUUAGUACGUGAUACACUAGGAAGUUUGCCGACCAUCACGAAUGCAGAUGAAUCCCUUCAAGCUGUAAAACUCCAGUGCAUUGGAAAGACUGUGGAGAGUCAGCUCUAUUCCAGUCCAGAGUCCCGAUAUAUUCUACUACCUGUAGUUCUGCAUCACCUCCACGUGCAUCUGCAAGAGCAGAAGGAUCUGAUCCUGUGUGCGCGCAUCCUCAGCAACAUAUUUUGCCUUAUCAAGAAAAAUAGUUCUGAAAAGUCAGUUUUGGAAGAAAUAGACAUAAUUGUGAACAGUCUGCUAGAUAUACUGCUAAGAACCAUCUUGGAGAUCACAAGCCGACCUCAGUCCGCAGGAUCUGCAAUGAGACUUCAGUUUCAGGAUAUUACUGGAGAAUUCGUGUCAUGUCUGUUGUCUUUAUUACGACAAAUGACUGACAGACAUUACCAGCAACUUCUUGAAAGAUUCAAGACGCGAGAUGAACUGAGAGAUUUCUUGUUGCAAAUAUUUACUGUAUUUCGAAUAUUACUAAGACCUGAGAUGUUUCCAAAAGAUUGGACAGUGAUGCGUUUAGUUGCUAACAAUGUUAUUAUUACAACAGUGUUAUACCUUUCGGACGCCCUUCGUAAAAACUUCUUAAACGAAAGUUUUGAUUACAAGAUUUGGGAUUCCUACUUUUACCUUGCUGUCAUUUUUAUAAACCAGUUAUGUCUGCAAUUAGAAAUGUUCACGCCUUCAAAGAAGAAAAAGGUAUUGGAAAAGUACGGCGAUAUGCGGGUUACAAUGGGAUGUGAAAUAUUCAGCAUGUGGCAAAAUUUAGGAGAGCACAAAGUCCACUUCAUCCCAGCACUAAUUGGCCCUUUCUUAGAAGUGACACUGAUACCUCAGCCUGACCUACGGAAUGUAAUGAUUCCUAUUUUCCACGACAUGAUGGAUUGGGAACAAAGGCGGAGUGGCAACUUUAAACAGGUGGAAGCAAAACUGAUUGACAAGUUGGAUAGCUUGAUGUCAGAAGGCAAAGGUGAUGAAACAUACCGAGAACUCUUCAAUAGUAUCCUGUUGAAGAAAAUUGAACGGGAAACAUGGAGAGAAAGUGGCGUCUCUUUAAUUGCCACAGUAACCCGCCUAAUGGAGAGGUUGCUGGACUACAGAGACUGCAUGAAAAUGGGUGAUGUGGACGGCAAAAAGAUUGGAUGUACUGUCAGCUUGUUGAAUUUUUAUAAGACAGAAUUGAAUAAAGAGGAAAUGUAUAUUCGGUAUAUACAUAAACUGCAUGAUCUGCACCUAAAAGCGCAAAACUUUACAGAGGCUGCUUACACACUGUUGCUCUAUGAUGAACUGUUGGAAUGGUCAGACCGGCCCCUGAGAGAAUUCCUAAACUACCCCAUGCAAACAGAGUGGCAGCGUAAAGAAUAUCUUCAUCUCACUAUUAUCCAGAACUUUGAUAGGGGAAAAUGCUGGGAGAAUGGCAUUAUCCUUUGCAGAAAGAUCGCUGAGCAGUAUGAGAGCUAUUAUGACUACAGAAACCUCAGCAAGAUGCGGAUGAUGGAAGCUUCUUUGUAUGAUAAAAUUAUGGAUCAACAGCGUUUGGAGCCAGAGUUUUUCAGAGUUGGAUUUUAUGGGAAAAAAUUUCCUUUUUUCUUACGAAACAAAGAAUUUGUCUGCCGAGGACAUGACUAUGAGCGCCUGGAGGCUUUCCAACAGCGAAUGUUAAAUGAGUUCCCACAUGCCAUUGCUAUGCAACAUGCCAAUCAGCCAGAUGAGACCAUCUUUCAGGCAGAAGCACAGUAUCUUCAAAUCUAUGCCGUGACACCAAUUCCAGAGAGUCAGGAGGUGCUGCAGAGAGAAGGCAUUCCAGAUAACAUCAAAAGUUUUUAUAAAGUAAAUCAUAUCUGGCGAUUCCGAUAUGAUAGGCCGUUCCACAAAGGAGUGAAAGACAAGGAUAAUGAAUUCAAGAGUUUGUGGGUGGAAAGAACAACAUUGAUCUUAGUGCAGAGUUUGCCUGGCAUUUCUCGGUGGUUUGAAGUGGAAAAGCGUGAAGUAGUAGAAAUGAGUCCCCUGGAGAAUGCUAUUGAAGUCCUGGAAAAUAAAAACCAACAGCUGAGAACACUGAUCAGUCAAUGCCAGACUCGACAGAUGCAGAAUAUCAACCCACUCACAAUGUGUCUAAAUGGGGUCAUUGAUGCAGCAGUUAAUGGUGGUGUUUCCAGGUACCAAGAGGCCUUCUUUGUGAAGGAGUACAUCCUGAACCACCCAGAGGAUGGUGAGAAGAUCGCAUGCUUGAGAGAACUGAUGCUUGAGCAGGCUCAAAUUCUGGAAUUUGGCUUAGCUGUACAUGAGAAGUUUGUCCCUCAAGAUAUGAGACCUUUACAUAAAAAACUAGUGGACCAGUUCUUUGUGAUGAAAUCAAGUUUGGGAAUACAGGAAUUUGCUGCAUGUAUCCAGGCUAGUCCAGUCCACUUUCCGAAUGGAAGCCCCCGUGUCCCUAGAAAUUCAGUACCUGUUUCUAUGAGUCCAGAGGGUGUCAGAGUAAUCCCUAGGCGUAGUCCGUUAAGCUAUCCAGCUGUCAACAGAUAUUCAUCCUCAUCUUUGUCCUCACAAGCUUCUGCAGAGGUCAGCAAUAUAACUGGACAGUCUGAAAGUUCUGAUGAAGUUUUCAACAUGCAGCCAAGUCCAUCUACCUCAAGCCUGAGUUCCACUCAUUCUGCUUCACCUAAUGUGACCAGUUCUGCUCCAUCCAGUGCCAGAGGCUCACCUCUGUUGUCUGACAAGCUUAAACAUUCCAGAGAGAACUCUUGCCUCUCUCCAAGGGAGAGGCCCUGUAGUGCCAUUUACCCUAAUCCUUCUGAGCCUUCACAGAGGAUUGUGUUCAAUCACAUUGGAGAUGGCGCUUUGCCUCGAAGUGAUCCUAAUUUAUCUGGUCCCGAGAAGGCUGUAAACAGCACUCCCAGCAGCUGGAGCUUGGACAGUGGGAAAGAAGCCAGAAAUAUGUCAGAGAGUGGAAAGCUAAUGUCUCCUCCCGUACCACCACGGCCCAUGCAAACUGCAUCACCAGCUCGACAUAUAACCUCAGUUUCCCCUUCUCCUGCUGGAAGAUCUCCAAUGAAGGGUACAGUGCAAUCAUUUACUCCGUCUCCUGUGGACUAUCAUUCCUCAGGGCUCAUCUCCAACUCCCCUGUCUUGUCAGGAAGUUACAGCAGUGGCAUCUCCUCACUCAGUCGAUGUAGCACAUCAGAAACAUCUGGCUUUGAAACUCAAAUCAAUGAACACUUGGUACCUAUUUCUAACUGCAACGCUUCUGAAGAGCCAGUGAGAAAAGAAAGUAAGACUCCACCUCCUUACAGUGUUUAUGAACGGACACUGAGGCGUCCUGUCCCACUACCUCACAGUCUUUCCAUCCCCAUUCCUUCGGAUCCGCCAGCACUGCCACCCAAACCCCUGUUGGUCCGACCAAACAAUCUGGAAAAUAGUAGCAAGAGAACUGAACAAGUCCCUCGGCCUAGGCCUCUUCCGCGAAAAGUGUCUCAGUUAUAAAAAAAUUCAUUUGUAACGACUUAAGUGGUAAAACACAUCUAACAUAGGCACUUUAAUCAUUUUUGCAAAUAUUCUUUGCAAUGAUUUUAAAAAAUUGGUUAAUGUUACGUUGCACAUUUUGUUAAAUGAAAAUAUUAACCUAGGUUGCCAGACACUGUGGGGAACGGGACUGAAUUUCAUUCAUUUUAGGUACAGCAAAUGGGGCUGCUUACCAAUUUGAAUCUUACACAAGUUUUUUUUCCCAAACAUAGUUUAAUCAAAUCUAUAUUCCUCUUCCACCUCCUCUUGUUAGUAUGAUACUAUACUUUUUAGAGUAUGCAAGAUAACAUGGUUUAACAGUGGUAUCCUAAGCAGGGUUACUUAGAAUCCUACUCAAGUCUUCUACUCAGGGGGAUUACUCCUGAGAAAGUGUUCCUAGGAUUGCACUGUAAGUUACAUAUACAAAACAAGGGCAUAUUUCUAUAACAAGGAAGUUUAAUUUCUACAAUUUUCCAAAACAUUUUGAAGAUGGCUCCCUCCCCAUUUUCAACCUGUACAUGAACAACAAUGGUUAUAUUACGUUGUAAAAUUUCAAGGAGGUUCUUGCAGUUGAGUUCAUGAAACAAGUAAUUAUUGUAUGUUGCUUUCUUUCUACUGACACAGCUCUACAUUUUAUUAUAUAUAUAUGUAUAUACAUUUUCAAAUAUUUGUAAAAAGGAUAAAUUCUUCAGCACUUUGGUAGUGGUUUGUCUACAUAAUCUACACAUUUUUCCAGUUUUUAAUUGAGGUGCAGUUUACUUCAUAGCUCCCUAUAGCUGAUAAAGGUAAAUAAAUCCCAUUAAGAGUUGGUUAUAGAAUUUCCACCAAAUGUUUUGAAAGUUCAUGUUAAAAAUUCUUUGAUUUCUUAAGAGUAAGUUGACUUGCAGGUUGUUUUGGGGACUAAGUUGACUGGAUAAUGUUAAUAGUGUCCCAAGAACUGGCCACUAAAAUGAGCAAAUGAUAAAAAAUAUGGAAAUUACUAAGUCCAUAUAAAUGUCUAGAAGAAGUAACGACAGGGGGCAUUAAUUCUAGAGUUCUGCUUAAACAGCAAACUUGUGAAUAGUUCUUCUGGGUUCAGUCUUUAUAAUGACUUUUUUGUUACCUAAUCAGCCAUCCUGUGCAUUUUGGAAACUUUUUAGCUUCCAUGAUGUGCAUUAUGGCUCACAAUGGGAGGCAUACGAAGUGUCUAGGAAAAGGCGGGUACCUUUUCCUGCCUGUCUCCCACACUCAGAUCUCAGCAACCAGCUGUGUGGACUCAGUAAUUCAUAUAGAUUUCUUAUGGUAUAAAAUGAUAGUCUCAUGUUAGCUAUUUGUACUUGGGUGGAGAUACGGAGUACAAAAUACUCACAAGUCAUCUCAGUUGUGAACGGAUGCCUGUGUUUGCUGUUUGCAGCUUCUGUCAAAACACAUAGAAGCAGGUCCCCAAGCUUUCUCAAUUGCUGCUUCCAUAUAUUGUAGAGGAAUAAACUACAAAUAAUGUAUGUGUGGCCCUUCACAAUAGAUACAGGGCAGCCUCUCCAGUGAAAGCAGGCUGCAUAACAGACUAUGAAGAGUGGGCGCUAAAUUGGAACUCCCAACCACAGCUUGCUUGUACUAUGGUUCUUGCAGAAGGAGAAAAUCCCCAUUUGUUCAGUAGAAACCGCCACCACCAGCCCAUCUUCAGUUUUCGUAGAUGGGUACACAGAGCACUGGGGGGGGAAAUCUAACCACUCCAGCUAUCAAUGGUGCUUCCUCAGGACCUCAUUCCUUACCUUCCACUGCCUUCUAGCAUGCUAGUGAUAGCUCACCAAACAGGUGUAUCAUCAAGGGGGGAUUUAGAAGGCACCAGGAUGAAAGAUCACACUAAUCAGUAGAAAUUGCUGCACACAAAACACUGUUACAGUCAAAAGUAAUUCACUUCCCACAUUCUAUCAUAUUUCCUCCUCACUGCCCUUUAUAUCUCAUGACAAAGGAAGCAAAUGAAUGACCCAGCCACGGACAUGUGCUUUUCACCAAACUUUAAAAAAAACCAGAAAAACUUCAGGGCAAAAAUAAGGUUAGGGAAUGUGCUGAAAUGGCAAGAAGCAAGAAAGGAAUACUGUAAAAGUGAGGGAUGCAAAAGAUCUAUUUUAUUCCAGAGUUUAAAAAGUAUAAGGGAUACAGGGAAGCAACUGGUCAAGAAGUGGGAGAGAAGAAGGAUUGAAAAUCCCUAGCAAAGAGUGAAGGAAGAGAUGACUUAGCUUGCCCUAGUCUGGUAAUAAUAACAGUGUGCUUACAUACCAACAGAUGACUGCCCACUCCGAGCAGUGAUCAAAGUCAGUGUUGUUAUAUCCCCACAGUACAGAUGGGGAGCUGGGGAUGAGAGAAGUGGCUUACCCAAGGGCACCUGCUGAGCACAUGGUAGUAGUGGGAGUUGGACCAGCAGAGUGCUGAUUCAUAGCCCAACCACUUAACCACUAUACUACAGCAGUUCUCCUUUCUCUGACUAUUUACUGUAGCCAUCUAAUAGGAACUGGCUGUACACUUAAGCUAUAACAGCAGCCAGGCAGUGCAAUGAUCAUUGGGAACUCUGCUUGGAAGUGAGGACAGAGACAAGCAGCUGACUAAAUGGGAUUUCUGAACUGUGAUUUGUUAUCUAGUUCACUAACCAGACUUGGUGCAACAAACUGAGGUUUAAACAAGCCAUAGUUUAUCACAUAGAUAGUAUCUCUACCCAAGUGUAAAUGGUGACAUAUGACUUCAGAAUAGCAUGGGAUAAAGGAAUUCUGGAGGUCUGGACAAUGUGGGUUUGAAGUUCUAAAAGAGUGCUUUUGUUUCUUCCAAAAUGAAAGAACUGGGAGGGUAACCUCUGCAUUAUGGUUUGAGGUUCCUUUUUCAAAAACAGCCUCUGUUCCCCUUUCUGCUGGACAUUCCAUUCUCAAAAUUGGGGAAAACUUCAGGAGUAUGAGGAUUUGCAAUAUAAAGAAAAUAUAGAACCACUUGUGCGCAGCUAAUGGGCUUUUUUGAAUCCCAGCCCCAGUCCAUAAGCUAUGCUCUGUGUGAAAGUGCCCUUAGUAUUGCUGGCUGAUGUUCUAGGUGGCAUUCACAAAAGAGCUCUUGUAGAGCUAUUGAAAGCUCAUGCCCAGUUGUAGGACCAGACUAACACAAACACCUUGUACAGAAAAUUUUUCUAUCUCUCUGUCUUUUGUUUAUGUACUGUUUGUAACAUUUGUUUGACAACCGAAGUAUGAUCUGUAUUUUUCAAUCAUACCGUAUAAAAGUUAUCUCCCUGUUUUGUUGGGAAGCUCGUGUUGAUUUAACAGUUCACUUUGUUGAUAGCUUAACUGGAACAUAGCGACCACUUUUUAUAUUCCCUCAAUGAAACCUUCAGCAGGUAUAUGCUGUUAAUGGUAGCUAUAGAGGUUUUCUAUAAUAAAUGUUCAAGUAUUUUUGUACAUAACUGGUUAAUUUUAAUAAGAAGUACAGCUAUGUGAAAAAAGAAGCAAACAGUUGUGUAUGCAGUAAGAUUGUUAUAAUUAUGCCAAAUACUUUAUGUAAGGGGAGGGGGCAUGGGGUGGGGGAAGAUUAUUUGUACAUAGGUGCUUUUAACAAUGAUUCUGCCAUAUUGACUCUACAACUUUGAAUGUCAGAAAAAAUAUAUUAAUAUAUGUUGAAAUAUCUAUGUUUAGCAAAAGUGUUCAUAACUGGAAAAGGAGCAUAUGAAUUUUAGCUUUGUACCUUGCUGAUUUUGAAGUCCUGAAAUUUCUUGAACUAGCGCUUGCUUUUGAUUCAUAACAUUUUUGUGUCUGCAUAACCUGAUUUUGAAGCUGUUUAGCUAUCUAUUUAUGCUGUUUUUUUUUAAAAAAAAGAUAUUGUCUGAGAUUUAAAUAAAGUGUCACAAGCUGGAUUAAGUCACUUUGAUUCCCUCCCCAUCUCCAUAUGUAGAGCUGAAUAAGUGUGCUGCCUGGUGCUUCCGCAUAGUCAGAAUCAGUGUGACGUGCUCCUCAAGUUGUUUUUUUUAAAAGUAUAUUUCUGAGACUAAGUGACAUUUUUAAUCUCUCACAUGGCACAUGUUACUGACAGCAAAACAUUUCAUGUAGUUUCUAUUUACAGAUAGCUACAUGGGCUGCUGAAGAAAAUUUAAUACAGAAUAAAAUUGAUGGAUCUUUAUUGUACAG